This is a messenger RNA of Coregonus clupeaformis (lake whitefish), 3908 nucleotides long. RefSeq names its product C2 domain-containing protein 2. Bases 891 to 3038 code for a protein of 715 amino acids. The transcript has 13 exons. The record is from RefSeq and is a predicted model, not a curated record. Lineage: Eukaryota; Metazoa; Chordata; Actinopteri; Salmoniformes; Salmonidae.
CUAUGCACUCUGGGAAUAACAGUUCAUGCCACAAAUAUUACAUUCGCAAGUUUUCGAUUUCGGUCAUCGUUGGUAUCGGAGGUGUUCUGCAAACUUGUGAUGAGGAUUUAUAAUUAUCAUUUGUUUUCCCGUCGUUUAAAGCUGGCAACAAAUUACUUUCACUUUGUUUUACACCACGGACGUCAGAAAUAAUUCAUGGAUAUUACAUUUUGGACUACGUGUUAUUAGGUAGCAUCUAUCUAACUUGCUAACUAAGUUAGCUAGCUACUGUACCUUACUAUAUAGCUAGCAAUGUGAACGAGAGAAAGGUCUGAAGCUAGCUAACUGUUAUGAAAAGCUCGUAGCUAUGUGUAGCUAAUAUACUGUUGUUGGCUAGCUAGCCAAAGACAGGCAUUUGAUACAAUGUUGUUCAGCUAGAGCUGAGUGGAACUUGCUUAGAAGCUUGGUCUAACUUAACGUACUCGAAUAAUACUCCGUUAUUUUAGCUAGCUAACGUUACUUGCAAUAACUUAAAGGAAACCAUUUAUAUUGUUUGCUACCUAGCUAGCAUUCUUCUGACUGCAGUUUUCAAACCAGAUAGAUAGCAAGAUUACAUCCUUGAGAAGUCUGUCGCCAGCCAAGUUGAUCGUCUUAGGUAUUUUCGUUGAAAGUUGAGCCUCAAUCAGGAACCAGGAUAUUAUUGACAAGAGGCUAACAUUAGCUUGCAUACUGUUUCAGUGGUUGAACUUGUGCUGUGAAGACUAGCUCCCAUUGCUAUAAUAGCUGGAUCUAGUCCUGACAGGGACUUUCUUGCAAAGAUCAUCAUACCAUGUUUUUCUACUGGUCUUACUUUCAAGGGGCCAUUGUUAUUAGCUAAAUAUAUAGCUAGCUAACCAAGUCAGUUGCUGAGGAUGCCUGACUCAGAAAUGCGUCUUUCAAAUGCUGGUUUGGGAGAAUUGGACUCAGAUAGUCUCCCUUCAAAUUCCGGUUUGGGAGACUUGCAGUGGUUUUGCAUUGUUACACUGUUCAUUGCCUCCAUCAUUACAUUGAUACUGUAUCUAGUACAGUAUUAUUACAGCGAUCAACGGAUACAGACGACUGAGCAAAACAAUGUGGUUUCGGAGGAAGCGGACGCUCUGUUGGGAUGGGCUCUUUCACUGAACAGUUGGGAAAGUAAAUGGAGAGGGGCUUGGUGCAGAGCUUUGAAUGACGAAUCGAAGAAGUCUGGGUGCCCAGUGCAACUAACAUUAGAAGAGGAUGGCCUUCAGUCAUCAGAGCUGGUGGUUGGCCAAGUGUCCAGCUUCAAGAAGUCUGCUGGUCAGAAGGCUGCACAAUGCAAGGUGAUUGGGGACAAGCUUCAGUUCUCCCUCAGUGCCUCACCAUCAGCCAUGUCUCCAGGAGAGCCCUGUAGGUACAGCGUGAAGAUAUCUACACUUGAACUGCAGUUGAACUUGCAGAUGAGGGAGGCUGAAGGUCAGGUCCAGGUGGGCUGGGGGGUGUCCCAUCUGGAGACAUGGGACCUGCAGCUCACCCCCAUCUUCACACCGGACAAUGCCACAGGCCCCAGUGUGGCUGCAGUAAAGGACAGGCUGAGACAGCUACUGUGUGUGGUGCGUCCCUCCGUGAUGCUGAGUUGCAGGCCUGCUCAGGCCACAGAGGUCAAGGAGGCCAAUAACAAGGUGACAUCACCGCCCAAGCCCCCCCGCGCUCAUGACUGGAAGCUGCUGGUGAAGAAUAUCCGGGUGACGUGUAAGGAGCAGGAGGAUGGUGCUGCAGGCAGUACGAAUCCCCUGUGUGUGCUGCAGCUAGACGACCCUCCACAGAAAUUCUCCACUUUAGUCCUACAGAACACAGCCAGCCCAGCCUGGGACCAGCCCUUCAUCUUUGAGCUGAAUGGACGAUCAAAAGAGCUCAAUAUUCAGCUGCUGGAUGAUGGGAAACCUCAGGAGAACUCCAUACUGGGUCAAGUGUCCGUGCCUUUUGAUCUGGUGAAGAAGCAGCCCAAAGGACCGCAAACAUUUGCACUCAUGACCAAAGACCAAGUGACUGGGUCACUUACUACUGAGUUUACCUACCUGGAACCCAGUGAGGUGCGGUCUUGGCAGCCCCCUACUCCAGCCCCCACUAAGAGAGUGGAGAUGGACCGCACGGUCAUGCCCUGCGGUACUGUGGUCACCACAGUCACUGCAGUGAAGAGUAAACCAGGACAACUACUACUGCCUGGACUCAGCAUAAAUACAACCCAGCAGACUCCCUCCAAUCCUCCCAGCGGCACCAUGUCCAAGGUGUCUGGACGGAGGGUGUCAGAGAAGCCGUCCAUGCUGGGGACCAUGGGGAGCAAGGCCUUGUCGUCCUCUGACACAGAGCUGCUCAUGCUCAACGGGACCGACCCUGUGGCCGAGGCCGCCAUCCGCCAGCUCCAGGAGUCCGCCAAGCAGAAGCUCAAGUCCCCGGUCAAGAAGAGCACCAUCAUCAUCUCAGGAGUGACCAAGACUCCUCUGUCUCAGGAUGAUGAGAUGGCUCUGAUGGCAGGCUACGCUGCUGCGAUGGACGCCUCUAUGUCAGAUGGGGGAUCUCAGGAGAUUGCUGUGGCAACUGCGUCAGUAGUAAAAGCCAGUAGCAACCCCCCGGAGGUGUCGUCGGACCCCCAGGAGGGCCCCAGUGGAGUGUCCCAGGCUCAAGCCCAGCAGGUCCCGGAGGACUGGGAGUGCCAAGCAGGAGAGGACACAGACAGAGAUGCAGACAAAACCUCAAUGUCACUCUGCAUCUCAGAGUCUGGAUCCAAAAAGAGCAGAGGAGGCAGCUUCCUGCACAGGAGUGCCAAGCUGUUCUUCCGCCGGCGCCGCCAGUGCAAGGACCCGGGGAUGAGCCAGUCGCACAACGACCUGGUGUACCUGGAGCAGCCUGUGACGGUAGAACGGGAGAAACGCACGGCCACCUUCAGCCGGAUGCUGAACCGCAAGCUGCUGCCCAAGAGCAAAGCCAACGGCUCCACCACCACCACCACCACCCAAACCCUGACACCCGCUCCUACCCCGGGGGAGCAGCAUGCAGCAUGACCCCCCUCCGAUAGUCCGCCAGCCGCCCCCGCUACUGCCUCUACCCCCUCCUCUAGACCUCCAGCCCCCCACUCCACCACCCGUACCACCCUCUCCUUCCCCUCCGAUAGUCCUCCAGCCCCCCACUCCACCACCCGUACCACCCUCUCCUUCCCCUCCGAUAGUCCUCCAGCCCCCCACUCCACCACCCGUACCACCCUCUCCUUCCCCUCCUCUAGUCCUCCAACCCUCCACUCCUCCACCCCUACCUCUCUCUCCUUCCCCUCUGAUAGUCCUCCAGCCCCCCACUCCUCUCCUUCCCCUCUGAUAGUCCUCCAGCCCCCCACGUCGCCUCCACCUCUACCACCUUGCACUGACUAAGAGACCCCACUUCCCAAUCCGUGAAUCUUCCAUUACUGGUUGGAAGGCAGUAUGGAGGUAAAAUAUUCUCUUCAUCGCCCUCCCUCCUGCUCUUCCUCAACUCUCACUUUUUUUUGGAGCAAAAUAUUUGAUAAAGAGAGUGUGUUUUUGGGUAAUGAUAAUUUUUUUAAUGUCAUGAUAAUUUUUUGGCAACAUUCUUGCAACAUAUUCUGUAUUUGUGGCCUUCUAAACCAGAAUAACUACUGGUGGCCAACCUGCACCCUCAUCCUAUUAGAGAGGGUAGUAACACAGAUAGAACAAUGAGCCAGAUAUUUCACCGGAUGUAUAAAUGUGAAGCAUCUGGUUGGUGUUUCCACUCACUACCAAAUAUGGUGAUGAGAGGAAGCUCAGUGGUCAUCAGUGGGAGAAGAUUUUGUGAGAUGGAUUUUGGCUAACAUUCUGCUAAUUUUCUCAUGGAAGAAACAUUUGAUCUCCAUACAGUUUUCUGUUUCCAAAACUAGAAUCUGUAAC